Messenger RNA from Megachile rotundata (alfalfa leafcutting bee), 868 nucleotides. Its product is annotated as RYamide receptor-like. Gene Ontology annotation, molecular function: G protein-coupled receptor activity. The record is from RefSeq and is a predicted model, not a curated record. Gene Ontology annotation, cellular component: plasma membrane. Lineage: Eukaryota; Metazoa; Arthropoda; Insecta; Hymenoptera; Megachilidae. Gene Ontology annotation, biological process: G protein-coupled receptor signaling pathway.
UCUAAAGUCCGACCACAUCCUUAUAUUUCGGAAACGGCUUUAAAUAUAGAAAAAUGUUUCGGACGAAAGUUGUAGGAUAUCAAGGAACAUAAGAUGGCAACAAUUUGAUCUUGGAUGGUCUGAAAGUCGAUCUUCAGUUUCUUAAAUAGAACCCCAUUUUUUAUUGCAUGUAGUCGAUUCAAAAUACUACCUAUGUUUUUUGUGCAAGUCACUCCCAAGAUAUGAAGCUUCAAAGUUGACAUACCGUCGACAUUUACAUAAUCCAAGGUGCACGGCGCGAAGGGUGCACUAUCAGAUUUACGCCACCUAUAUGUCAACUUUGAAGCUUCAUAGCUUGAGAGUGACUUGCACGAAAAACAUAGAUCAGGCUAUUCUGCAGAGACGUGUCACAAUGAAGAGCAACCAAGGGAACAGUUGGGUGAACCUGCAGGACAGCGAAUGGAACGUAACGAAUCUUUUGGACGGGAUGGGUUGCGAUUAUUUCACGGGCACGUACCGCAUAUUCUCGACCAGUUGGUUCCAGGGUAUCAUUUACUUCUUCUACAGUGCUAUCUUCGUGGUUGCGUUAGCCGGAAACGGUUUGGUCUGCUACGUUGUGUACAGCAGCCCCCGAAUGAAGACUGUGACAAACUUCUUCAUCGUGAACCUCGCAUUUGGGGACAUACUGAUAGCUCUCUUCUGCGUUCCGCCGAGCUUCAUCAGCAUUUUGAUACUGCAGUAUUGGCCGUUUGGCCAGGAAUUUUGUCCCACGGUCAGUAGCUUGCAGGUACGUUCAAUUUUUCAACUUCUUACUUUAUGUUAUCAAACACACCUUAACAUUAACAAGAUUAAAGUCGCUACACUGAAAAGUUAAUAACAACGAAAGAUU